Molecule: messenger RNA, 2557 nt
Organism: Aphidius gifuensis
Lineage: Eukaryota; Metazoa; Arthropoda; Insecta; Hymenoptera; Braconidae
Product: organic cation transporter protein
Exons: 3
Coding region: 755-2401 (548 amino acids)
Biological process (GO): transmembrane transport
Cellular component (GO): membrane
Molecular function (GO): transmembrane transporter activity
Source: RefSeq, a predicted model, not a curated record
GGUCAUAUUAAAUUGUGACGAGACUUCAUCACAAGGCGCCUGGUUUUAUUAGUUGACUUUUGACCUGGGUCACCAAACAAAAUAAAUAAAAUACUAUUUAAAAAAUUAAAAAUACUCUUCAAAAUUAAAUCAAUAUCCAUUUGAACAUUAAACUUGGACGUGGACACCUCCAAUGGGAUUAUUACAGCAGCAGUAAAUCUUGAAUUGCAGACAGGAAGUUAUGCUCUACUAUUCCAAAAGCUGCAUAGACGUCAACUGAUCAAAAGACCACAUGCAAUUCUUGUUGAGAAAAUAGAACAUAAAAGCAUACCAAGUUUAAAUACUGGGUGUACUCUUAUGCGAGUGUGUAUUAAUGUGUAUAACUGGAAAGAGAAAAAAAAAAAGAAGAAAAAAAAAAAAAAUAAAAUAAGAUAGCAAGAGCGAAGAUAUCGUUAAUAUAUAAUAGCCGGUUCUCGAAAAAGUAAACUUGUGCUAAACUUGGUUCCCAGAUUCUUUCAAUAUUACAACAACAACCAAACGGGAGUGAACGUUAUUCACUUGUGUGUGAGGUAAGCAAGACAGUUAUAACAUUCAGUUCAGUGGUGAACAGUGUGCGCGAAUGAUCAAAAAAUAUAUUCAUCAUCAUCAACACACAAAAAUUUAAUUAAAAAAAAAAAAUCAUUGACUCAAGAAUAUUAUUUAAAAUAAAUAAUUUAAAAAUAUACAAAUAAAUGAAAAUUUAUUGAUAUUAUUAAUGAUAAAAUAAUAUACAAUAAUGGCAAGUGUUGAUUCAAACUUGGAAGAUUUAAUGUCUCAUCUCGGUGAGUUUGGAAAAUAUCAAUUAUUACAAUACUUGCUACAUGUGUUAUCAGGUUUAACAGCUGGUCUUCAUAUGGUUAGCCUUGAAACAAUAGCAGCAGUGCCAAAUUUUAAUUGUACAAAAUACAUAAUUGAACCAACAAUAAAUGAUAUUAUUGAAAAAACAACAUGUAAUUAUAUAAAUAAUAAUAAAACAUAUGAUUGUAUUGAAUGGAAUUAUGAUACAAGUUAUUAUAAAUCAAGUAUUGGAAUGGAUUGGAAUUUUGUAUGUUCAAAUAGAUGGAAGGGUGCUAUUGCAAAAUCAGCAUAUAUGCUUGGUGUACUUGCUGGUGCUGUAAGCCUUGGAUCAAUGGCUGAUAAAUAUGGUAGAAAAAUUAUAUUUUGUAUAUCAGGUACAGCACAAUUAAUAAUUGGUUUAUGUGUUGCAUUUAUUGGUGUUUAUGGUGAUUAUUAUACAUGGGUUAUUGUUAGAUUUUUAUUUGGUAUAUUUGGUUCAGCUGGUGCUUAUAUACCUGGUUUUGUAUUGACCAUGGAAAUGGUUGGUCCAACAAAACGUACAGUAUGUGGUAUGAUGUUUCAAAUGACAUUUGCAUUUGGUAUUGUACUUGUUGCAUUUUGGGCAUCAUUUAUUAAAGAUUCAAUGUGGCUACAAAUAACAUAUGCACUACAUGCAAUAUUAUUAUUACCACAUUGGUGGAUUAUGGAUGAAUCACCACGUUGGUUAUGGGCACAAGGACGUUAUCAAGAAGCAUUUAAAAUUGUUAAAAAUGCACUUGUUAUUAAUGGUAGUAAUGUUAAACUUGAUAUUAAUAAUUACAUUAAAAACAAUAAACAAUCUAAAAAUCAAAUUAAUAAUGAUGACGAUGAUAAGAUUAAUAAAACUUAUAGUGCAAUUGAUUUAUUAAAAACUCCAAAUUUAAGAAAAAAAUUUUUAAAUGUUUGCUUAAAUUGGAUUGCAUGUGCUAUUAGUUAUUAUGGUCUUACAUUGAGUUCAGCAAAAGGUCAUGGUAAUCCAUAUUGGAAUUUAGCAUUAAAUGCACUUGUUGAAGUACCAAGUUAUAUAUUUGCUAGUUAUACAAUGGAUAAAUUAGGAAGAAGAUGUUUAUCAAGUACAUUUUUAUUGAUUGGUGGUACAUGUUGUAUACUUGCUGGUUUUAUAACAACAUUUCCAAUAUUAAUAUCACUUAUUGGAAAAGCAUGUAUUGCAUUAUCAUUUGCUGUUAUUUAUAAUUAUACUGCUGAAUUAUUUCCAACUGUAUUGAGAAAUACUGCUGUUGGUAUUGGUUCAAUGUGUUGUCGUUUUAGUGGUGCAUUAACACCUUUGUUAUUAUUACUUGAUGAUUUAGAUAAAAGUAUACCAUCAACUAUUUUUGGUAUCAUUGCAUUGUUGUCAGGUUUUUUAACUUUAUUUUUACCUGAAACUGCGGGACAACAAAUGCCAGAGACACUUGAAGAUGGUGAAAAAUUUGGUAUUGGUGAUACGUGUUUUACAACUUGUCUUGGAAGAAAAAAUACUGAUGAUGUUUAUGAUGUUGCAUUGAAACCUAUGAAUGUUAAUGAGACUGAAAAAUCAAGUGACAGUGAUGAGAAUCUAAAAAAUUAAUUUUAUUUAAUGUAUUUUGUUUUUUUUUUUUUUUUAUUGGUUUUAAGAAAAAGGGGCUAUUAAAAUGAUGGUGCUAAACAGGGUGCUGAUUUUUUUUUUUUAAUAUGAUUAAUAAUUAUUUUAUUAAAUUUAUGUGAUGAUGUAAUGAUAGUGGAU